Messenger RNA from Pararge aegeria (speckled wood butterfly), 4293 nucleotides. It is a transcript of the gene Max, whose product is annotated as protein max. Lineage: Eukaryota; Metazoa; Arthropoda; Insecta; Lepidoptera; Nymphalidae. Gene Ontology annotation, biological process: positive regulation of transcription by RNA polymerase II. Gene Ontology annotation, cellular component: RNA polymerase II transcription regulator complex. Gene Ontology annotation, molecular function: DNA-binding transcription factor activity; protein dimerization activity. The transcript is spliced from 6 exons. The coding region runs from base 160 to 696 and encodes 178 amino acids. The record is from RefSeq and is a predicted model, not a curated record.
UUGACAUAUUGUCAUUUGCUGUUCACGCGUUCUUUUGUGCAAAUUGCGAUACAAAUAGUAAAACAAACAAAAUAUUUUAGUUUUAACGCGCUUAAAACAUCUCACCCAUGAAUUUGUUUAUUUGUUUGCUAUUAUAAGUUUAACUAGAAAAGCCUAAGGAUGAUGAGCGACGAUGAUCGCGACAUUGAUAUCGAAAGUGAUGCCGAGAAUGACUCCGACUCUAGGCCACACGCCAGAAAUAGUUUGGGGGGAAGUGGAUACUACUCUCAGGUGGCGGAAAAACGAGCACACCAUAAUGCUUUGGAACGGAAAAGAAGAGAUCACAUAAAAGAUAGUUUUACAUCAUUGCGAGAAGCAGUUCCAGCUCUACAAGGGGAAAAAGUUAAAUAUAAUCCUUAUUUUAAGGAUGCCAAGGCGAGUCGUGCUCAAAUUUUAAAGAAAGCAGCCGAGUACAUACAGUUCAUGAGGCGGAAAAACAACGCUCACCAGCAAGACAUUGAUGAUCUAAGAAGGCAAAAUGCCAUACUUGACACUCAGAUACGGGCAAUGGAAAAGGCGCGAGCAACUGGAAACUACAUGGAUGCACACGAAUUAGGAAUAAAAUCGGAAGGCAGUUCACACGACACUGACAGUUCAGAUGGGGAAGGCACCACCCGCAGGGUCAAGAAACUCAAGAUAAACAGUGUCAAUGUGUAAUGUAGAUAUUAGGAGACUAAUAGGAACAUUUCCUUUGGAUUGAAUACGUAAAAUUUAUAAAGUUAACGCCAAACAUACUGUCAGCAUCGCAUUUACCGAUUUGCUAUGUAUGUAUUUACAUAUGAAGGUGGGUCGGGUCACUUUCGAUUUAGCGUUAUAGCUCGCAACGUUUGGCCGCCUAAAGUAUAAUAAUGUACGGUGACGAAGUUUUGGGUGACUUUUUUUGAAACAAUUUUCACUUAUCAAACCAGUUGCCAACUGUCAGGUAAAAAUGCAAUUGACAUUUAUGGCAACUUCUAAUUUAGCAACUUAUUGUGUAUUUAGCCCGGAAAGUUUGCACCUACAAUGUUUUUAUUGUACAGUGGCAAAGUUUUGAGUGUUUUUUUUUACUCAUUUAUUACUUGUUCAAACAGUCAACCUUUCUUGAGAACCUCUGUUUAAACGUCAGAUAAAAAUGCACAUCGUAUCGACUGAAUACAAAUUAUAGCAAUGCAAUAUGAGCUUAAUGCCGUCAUACAUAAAGUGCUGUUUGAAGUGUACGAUGCGUGGCCAACGUGUACUAUACACGGCGUAUACUACGUGCACAAUAUAACAUGUUACGUCACAUGACAUAAAGCUCAAAUCCCACUGUUUGAAUUCCUGCCGAGUCGGUGUUGAGUCGUUAUGGUAUAAAAAAUAUGUUCAAAUUAAUUAGCAGGUGACGGUAUGUUUGGCGUGAGCAAUGCCUUAGUGACUUUAUAAUUGUGAUAACAAGUAAGAAGUUACUAUUAUUUUAUUUUUUUUAUUUCAUGCAGGAUCAUGGAAUACUAACAUUCUGUCCGAUCUAUUACGAUCGUUUGGGUAUUUGAGACUUGGGAAAUGUGAACAUCCUUGGGGUUAAUGGCUGGCGCACAUUUAGAUGAACAGCUCUCGUAUCGUGUAAGUUUUCUGACCGGUGCGAACCGGUGGCAUACUUACUAAGAAAUCUGCUCGCUCGCAAUCGAGGAGUCGAUUUCGAGUAUCGAAAUACUGAAGCAUCAGAGUAAAAUUGAUCUUUUUCAAAUUAAGUUUAACUUUUAAUAUAUAUAUAUAUAUAUACCUACGAUUCUUUAGCUUUAACUGAACGUAAAUUAAAACCAGAAGUACAGGAUUUGUGACUCUAAACAAAGGACAUAAGACCCAUGUUUCUUUGGCGUUAUAGAGUUUGAUAUGCAAAAACGAAUAUCCUUGAUUGCGAGCAAGGAAAUCGUGUAUUAAGGCUGCGGAUCUCACAGAAUUUAAUUCGAACAGGGGUGGUUGCAGUCAGACCGUUAAUGUGUUCGCUACGCUCACAAAUCGCCACCACACACUUAGUAUAAGUUUUGCACGCUCGCAAUCCUGAAGUAAUUUUCUAGUAUCGAAACAUUGUAACGUUAAAGCAAAAUGGACCUAACGGAGUUGAAAAUUCUGUAACCCCUUUUUUUUGCUUUAGAAGCGUGGAUAAAUUUUAAUUAUAUAUUAGAAUAAAUUCCAUUUUACUCUGACGUUUCAGAACCGACCUUCGAUUAGGAGCUCACAAACCUUAUACUAAGGGACAGUUAACAACUGUUAGAAAUGUUUUAAAGUAUGGGGCAGCUCUGUAAAAUUGCGAUCAUGAUAUCAACUGUCUGUUUUAUGUUUAAAUGCUGAUCAAGCAAUAUGAUGAUCAGUGUAUUUUUUAGUUGUACAAACUUUUUUAAAUUGUUAAGAAGUUGUUUAUUUUUAAUAUCGUGUAAAGAGAAAAAAAAAAAACUUUUGGCUGCUCAAAAUCAUAUGUUGUGUUAUAUAAAUGUAUGAAAAAAUUUUGUGGACGAGGUGGUAUGCGAAGUUUAUUUUUUAUUAAGAUAGGGACCUGCACCUAGCGCAAGUAAUAUACUGAAUAGGAGAAGAUAAGAGUUAUUUACGUUCAAUUUACAUAGCAUGCGUCUUAUUUUUUUUUCCAUUGCAAAAUGUACUGUGAAAUGUGCUUCGGCCCACCUAAAUGUGCACAAGCCUUAAACAUCUGGCCUGUGAAAUAAGUUACAAGGCAAUUAAUUAUAUAUUUACCAUUUUAAAAAUAAAUAUAGAUUACUUAUUUUGUACACAAUAUAUUUUGAGAUCUUUUUAAUGGCCAAAGAACCUGUUAAAUGGGUUUUAUUGCGAGUUGCCUUUUAAUUUUGUUCUAGCAAUAAAUUAUUAAAUAUAAGGAUGAAUAUACUUACCGAUUAACUCAACUUUUUCUUGUGUCUUACCUUCUACAAUUAUUAUUAACUACAUAGAAAUUUAGUUUAGUCGAGAAAUUUAUCUACAAUAGAAUCGUCUUAAUUUCUUUUAGCCAUUUAAAUAGACUUUAUACUGUUAUUAGGAUGAUAAUGGCUUCAGAUAAAACAAAUAUACUACGACAAUACACACAUCGCCAUCUAGCCCCAAAGUAAGCGUAGCUUGUGUUAUGGGUACUAAGAUGCCUGAUGAAUAUUUUUAUGAUUUAUAUACAUAAAUACUUAGAAUAUACACAAACAUUUUCCAGUAGUGGGAAUAGAACCCACGGCCUUGGGCUCAGAGAGCAGGGUCGCUGCAAACUGCGCCAAUCGGCCUGUCACGAACUGUUUCAAUCCAUAUAUCUAUACAUUCAAACAAUUAUGUAUCCCAAUCAUCGCAAACUUUCACUCAUUAGUUGGACUGCAAUACACUCAUGUUUUGUAAUUUCACAUUCAAAUGGCUGGAUUAAAAAAGAUAAUUUAGAUUAACAUUUUUAAAUUAUUUUACUCAAUGAUAUGUAAUGAUAAUCUCAAAGGAUAUCCUGUUUCGGUUUUGAUUGAUGUUGGGUUAGCUUUAAACAUAUUCAUAAGUUAGGUCAUAAAUUAAUCUUAGUCUUCUUGGACAUCAACUUUAAUAACAUUCCUGUAGUUCAGAAAUGUUUGAUAUUAAUGAAUGACGAACCAUUGUCCGGUGGAUACUUCUGUUUUUUUUCGUGAAAAUAAUUUUGUUUUACUAGAGAGUAAAUAAUUAUUUGUUCUUUCAUAAUUUAUGUGGGAUUUUUUGUAUAUAAUUGCAAACAAAGAUAUUUUUGCAUUGAUUUCAGUCUGGCGAAAUGUUUCUAUCAAGAAAGGGGUGAUAAGUGGAUUAGAUAAACGGUCCACUAACGUAAUAAUAAUAGUAAAAUCCCGCCAAGUAAAGUGGUGGGCUUAAAGUCCUACAGGAGGGGGCUGGGCCUACUGGGCUGUGCCCAGUGUGGAUACUACAUUUAGUAUCUAGUAUCUAGUUUACAAAAACACCUUUUUGUAAACUAAUAAAUUAAGUCAUGUGGCUAAGCAGUCUUACAGAAAUGUUAUACCCAUUGAUGUUAAAGGGCAGUUUUUAAGGGACUGCAUUUCGGGAAACGGAAUUCAGCUGCCACGAUUUGAAACACAUAUUUUCCCACGCCAAAACACGCGUUCUGUAGGUACAUUUGAAGAAAGAACGGGAUGAUAUAAGUAUAUCUAAGGUUAAUUCUUUUUACAACUUGCUUACUCGUAUUUCUACACGAAAUCCUAUGUAAAAAAUAUUGUCUCUUAAUCAUUUAUUGUUCAGUUCUUGAAGACUAAUUAGAAAGUUAAGAAGUAAUAUAAAAUACUCUUGUUA